UCGAGUUUAAUAAUUCAGUAAUUGAUAACCUCGGCGAGAACGACUCCCCAGGCUGCCCAACAGCGCCACCGGACCACCACUCCUUCGCAAGAAUCUUAACUGCUUGAAGCCUGCUAACGAACUUGCGGCGAACUUCGGCCAGAAGAUCUGGCUGAGUGGCACUUUUCUGGAAUUCUUGCACUGACGUUCCCAAUUUAAGAUUAUUCUAGGGUUUUAAGCUCAUUAUGGAACUCGCUGGAUCAGACUCAGAUGGCCGCGAAUUCACAAACGCCGCCGAGAUGUGGAAGGAGCAACUCGGCGAGUCUCACAAGAAAAUAGAUUGGUAUCGCAACGGCGUUGGUUAUUGGCAAGAAGUGGAUGCGUCAGUGGAUGGUGUUUUGGGUGGAUAUGGGCAUAUAACUGAUGCUGAUAUUAAGGGCAGUGAAGUUUUUCUUAACUCGCUUUUAUCAGACCCUUUGCUUGACAAGGGAAGGAGUCGUCAUCUUGUUGCUCUAGAUUGUGGCUCCGGCAUCGGUAGAGUGACUAAGAAUCUCCUUAUAAGAUACUUCAAUGAGGUGGAUCUGCUUGAGCCAGUGCCUCAUUUCUUAGAGGCAGCACGACAGAGUUUGGUCCUUGAAGGUGUAACUGACACAGACGAGCAUAGAGCUAUGAAUUUUUAUUGUGUUCCCCUCCAGGAAUUCACGCCGGAUUCUGGAAGAUAUGAUGUCAUAUGGGUCCAGUGGUGCAUUGGGCACCUUACUGAUGAUGACUUUAUAUCUUUCUUUAAGACUGCCAAGGCUGGUCUCAAACCAGGUGGAUUUUUUAUCGUUAAGGAGAACACUGCCAGAAAUGGGUUCGUGUUAGACAAGCAAGAUUGCAGCAUAACAAGGUCGGAUUUAUAUUUCAAGGAACUGUUCCGAAGGUGUGGGUUGCAUCUCUACAAAGUUAAGGAUCAGAAAGAAUUUCCAAGAGAACUCUUUCAAGUAAAGAUGUAUGCAUUGACCACGGAAGUGCCAAAGAGAAGUCGUUUGUCUAGAUCGAAACAGCAUGUUAAUCAACCAAGUAUCAUCAAGUGAAGACAUUCUUUAAGAUGAUAUCUGUUUUGGUGUAAUUUUUCACUCUUUAUCGUUUAAGUUCCUCAUUUUCACUAGCAGUGAAAAUUUGUAAUGUAAGCAAAGUGCUCGCCCUUGAUGUGCAAGGUAGCCCGAGCGAUGUAUCGAGUUGCUAUUUUGAAUAUAUUGUAGUAUUUAGAAUGAAAGAUAAGCAUGUUCGACUUUAAAAAAAAAUUCCUUAAAAAAUUAUUAGUAAUUGUUUUGAGGAGUCAA
Spinacia oleracea (spinach) is the source of this 1304-nucleotide messenger RNA. RefSeq names its product alpha N-terminal protein methyltransferase 1. The transcript has 9 exons. Bases 225 to 1055 code for a protein of 276 amino acids. Lineage: Eukaryota; Viridiplantae; Streptophyta; Magnoliopsida; Caryophyllales; Amaranthaceae. Gene Ontology annotation, biological process: N-terminal protein amino acid methylation. The record is from RefSeq and is a predicted model, not a curated record. Gene Ontology annotation, molecular function: methyltransferase activity. Gene Ontology annotation, cellular component: cytoplasm.